UAAUUGGGAGACAGAAGAGACUUUAGAGAAGCGUGUUCUGGGGCAGUGAGGGAACAAGCAUACAUCUGGAGGGAGGAAACCGAAGAUGGAAGAAGAAGAAGAGCAGACCCUGUUGGAUAACGAGUCCUCUCAAAAGAUGGAAAUCUUACGUUUGGAGCAGUCUAAGAAGACCCUUAACAGCUUAAACAUGGACCUUGAAAAGGAUCUGCAGAGAAUAGAUGAGGCAAACCAGUCUCUUCUAUUAAAAAUUCAAAAGGAAGAAGAUGAGAACAACAGGUUGGAAAAUGAGCUUGCCCGGUUAGCGCACUUAGCAGAAGAACAAGAGAGGAAAGAGUUAGAAUGUACCUUAACUGACAAGGAGCAGGAUUUGAAAGAACUAGAACAGGAGACAUCAAAACUAGAAAAGAUCAAUGAAGCUUUGACCCAGGGAAUUGCAGCACUUCAGAAUCAGCUUUCAGGGAAAACGCAUGCGCCCAAAGUACUUGUGCCUGAGGAAGAAAACUUAUCGGAAUCCCCAGAAGUGGCAAAGAUGAAAAUUCAACAAGCUGAAGUCUCUUUGGCAGAGCAAGAGAAAGAACUGGCCAAGGUACUGGAUGAAUACGAAUCUGUACAACGGCUCUGUGAAGCCCAGGCCUAUUGCAUAAAGAAAUACCAAGAAGCCCUGAGGAAGAUGGAAGAAGAAGUAGAAAAUAGGUUCCUUGAAAGAGAAGUAUCAAAAGUCCUAAGUAUAUCCUCUCAAACAGCAAGACGAGGUUUAAUGCUGGUAGAUGACAUCCAAAAUGAUGCGGAGAAGAUCACUGUUGGAAGAAAGAGAAACCUCUUCUGGUACAAGACCCUUGGAUAUCUCUUCUUUACAAUCCUAUUGUUCACCAGGCUACAAGGCUACCUGCUUUUUCAUAUUAAUCAUGUAAAUCCAGAUCUAAUCUUGGACACCCUGCCUAAGAUGCUGGGCCGAAGCACCUUGUAUAAAUUGAGGUGCUUCCUACUGCCCUUUUUUACACUGGAGGCAGAAGAUGUAUUGCCUCACUAAUCCCUUUGUGUGGUGGACUUGAGUGACUGGAGACAAAGCAUGAUUGAAGCUAUGAAUGAGGAGUGGCCAAGUGGAGGAAAGAGACUUUGGACAGAGUUGCUUUCCCAAGGUCUGCUGUCCUGGUGACCUUCCCAUCUAAAGUUUUCCUUCCAUGAGUUAGUUCUCUCCCCCAAUAAAAAAUUUUGUC
Molecule: messenger RNA, 1217 nt
Organism: Antechinus flavipes (yellow-footed antechinus)
Lineage: Eukaryota; Metazoa; Chordata; Mammalia; Dasyuromorphia; Dasyuridae
Gene: TMCO5A
Product: transmembrane and coiled-coil domains 5A
Exons: 12
Coding region: 86-1030 (314 amino acids)
Source: RefSeq, a predicted model, not a curated record